UUGAGAGAAGGUCCCCUACACGCAAUAUCAGCUAAAAGCGAGUACACAACUUUAUACACACGCGCAAGUACGCAUACUCCCCCCAACUCAUUCAGUCCAAAAGGACAGAAGUCGUAAAUUAAGGAAAGAGGAGAAAUUUUCAACCCAUUUUCACUUUUUUCUUCGGAGCGAAAGAAAUCAAAAAGAAAAGAAAAAAAACAAUUCGAUCUCAUUUCAUUUCCCUCUAUUUUUCUCUUCGAUUUCUCACUCUUGGAGGGAAAACAGAAAUUUUCGAUCUACUUUCAAAAAUAUUCUACUGAUUAAUUUAAUAAAACCUCAAAAAAAAAAAAAAAAUCACUCUCCUCUCCUUACUAAAUUGCUGCUAGCAGCUCAACUUUGAAUCUUCAGGUGGGGAUAAAUCCUCCCUUAAUGUGCAAUGCAGACCAAGAAGAAAGCUGCGAAAAAUUCUCGAGAACUUGGUAAUCCAAGGGUUACAAGACAGCAAAAGAAACUGGUCGAUAAUGUGCAAGUCCAGUCGAAGAAAGUUACGGAGCUAAUAACAUCUUCUGCUAGGAAGAAAAAAGUCGUUGGCACUCUUACAAAGGCAAUCGAGCAGCCUGUUGAUGGAACAAAUCUGGAUACCAAAUUCACGUCGGCCGAAGUUGAUGAUUCCAAUAUAUGUUUGGACUACCGUGCUGAGCACGAAUUUCAUAAUUCUUUUGUAAAUAAGGAGCACGAUGAUAGGGCUGAUAGUUCCGUAUCGGACACCAUAUUUUCUCCUACGUUUCACAUUGCAAGAAGUGCUGGAGGAGAAGUUUCGAGGGAAGCAGAUUUCUAUAAUUUCUUUCAGCAUGGCGACCAGCAGUUUCAAGACUGCUGGAAAGAUAACAUCCAAAUGGAUUACCCUGGUGUUGGCACUCUUUCGCCUGAAGUUUCAGCUAUAUAUCUCUCCAUGAAGAAUUCAAAUCUAGAAUGCAUUGACGAGAACAAUCAGGAUCACAUGUCGGCAGAUGUACGUCAGGAGGAGGAAGCUGCUGCUGCUGCUGCUGAAGAAUAUGAUGAUUUCGACCCUUACUUUUUCAUAAAGAAUUUACCAGAGUUGUCAUCUGUGGUCCCCACAUUUCGGCGUUUGCUAUUGCCUAAACAAACAAGAAGCUGCCCAUCAACCUCACUUGUUCUCGACUUGGAUGAGACAUUGGUGCACUCUACACUUGAGCCGUGUGACGAUGCAGAUUUCACUUUCUCUGUUAAUUUUAACCUAAAGGAGCACACAGUGUAUGUCCGAUGCCGCCCUCAUCUUAAAGAUUUCUUGGAGAGGGUGUCGAGUCUUUUUGAGAUUAUUAUAUUUACUGCUAGUCAAAGCAUUUACGCCGAGCAACUCCUAAAUGUUCUUGACCCAAAGAGGAAAAUCUUUCGCCACCGCGUUUAUCGCGAGUCCUGUGUCUUUGUCGAUGGGAAUUACCUCAAAGACCUCUCGGUUCUUGGCCGUGAUUUGUCUCGUGUCAUUAUAGUCGACAAUUCUCCUCAGGCUUUUGGUUUCCAAGUGGACAAUGGAGUACCAAUUGAAAGCUGGUUCGACGAUCGGUCCGAUACAGAAUUAUUAUUAUUGCUUCCUUUCUUGGAAAGUUUAGUCGGAGUUCAAGAUGUGAGGCCUCUUAUUGCCGGAAAAUUCAAUCUCCGGGAGAAAAUAGCAGCGGCAGUUUGCCCUCUAGAUUACAAUGAAGGAGAGCCCAUUUGAAAAAAAAAUUAAAAUAAAAAGAGCUCUAGAAUUAAUACGGAGAAGAUAAAUAAUCCCACCGGUAAAAGCAGUAUGAUCACAGGCCAUUUGAGGGUUCUGCUGCUCUUGCGCUCCUCACAUCUCUCUUGCUCUAACACUUGGACCGAAGUUGGUUAGGGUCUUGGAAAUUUAACCUUUGUUGGAGAAAAUAAUUUAGUUGAUACGACGCUCGGACAAUCUUUUUUUUAAUUUUAAUUUUCAUUUUAUUUUUUAAAUGGAUGGUCUAUUUAUUCCCUUGGAUUUUGUUGUUCUUUAUACAUGGUGAACUUUGUAUUUGUGCAUUGUUUCAUUCGGUGUUACUUUAUACUUUCGGCAUGUGUGUUUUGAUGUUUUGAUCGAUAUGUUGUGUGUUUAUCAAUUCAAUACUUUGCUGA
This is a messenger RNA of Erythranthe guttata (spotted monkey flower), 2130 nucleotides long. RefSeq lists its product as uncharacterized. Lineage: Eukaryota; Viridiplantae; Streptophyta; Magnoliopsida; Lamiales; Phrymaceae. The record is from RefSeq and is a predicted model, not a curated record. Gene Ontology annotation, molecular function: phosphatase activity.